AUGGCUUACCGAACCAACUUUGAUCAAACGCCACCAUUCUCCAUUGCUCCUCGUCAGUGGUGGUCACGUCCCAUGAUGACUAUCCCGCCAUCUACUGAACGUGACUCCAAUUGCAAAGAAAUGGCGGCUAUGUGUGCACCCUUCUGCGGCGGCAUAUUCACCUUUGUCCUCAUUAUCUUGAUAUUAUCCUUCAUCGACAAAGCUCACCUCCACGCCAAAAUCUCCCUCCAGUCCCUCGCAGUCUCCUCCGCCACGUGGCAAGGCGAUUUUCUCGUGAAAAAAACCGAGCUCGAGGGGAAUCGAAGCGACGUCGUUUCAGGAGAUCUGGACAUCAAACUCAUGGCGAAGCAUAAGCCUUAUAUGGGUUGUGAUGAAGCUGGACACUUAAAUAUACGGUGCCAAAAUGUGAAUCGAGGCCGUGAGAAGAUUAUAUGUGAAUCCUCUUUUACAGAUUUGAAGUUGUUGAUAUUAAGGAGACCACAAGGUUCAUGGUCCGGAGGGACAAUUGGAUAUCUCGACUAG
Molecule: messenger RNA, 522 nt
Organism: Raphanus sativus (radish)
Lineage: Eukaryota; Viridiplantae; Streptophyta; Magnoliopsida; Brassicales; Brassicaceae
Exons: 2
Coding region: 1-522 (173 amino acids)
Source: RefSeq, a predicted model, not a curated record